AUGCCACGCUCAUGCACCAGACCGACCUCCUCUAUGGUCUUGCUUUUUGCCCUCAUCCUCAGCAUUGCUCUGUGUUUCCUGUCUUCCCCGGUCUCGGCAUCGGAUUCCAAGCCCGCCGCCACCCCGGACUUGAUAUGCCACACGGAUGACCCAAAGGACUGUUACCCCCGUAUCUUUGAGGCUACAGACGAGUUUCAGCAGGUUCAUGAUGAUCAACAGCUGCCCCAAGGACUCCAUGUCCGCAUGGAUAUCUGGACCGGCAAGAAGGAGGCCAAGAUUAAUGUCCCUGAUGAGAUUGACCCGGCGCUAGAAGGCCUGCCUAUAGACCAGGCCAUGGUAGUUGUGGAACCUCAAGAGCAUAUCGAUGAGCCUGUUAUUCCCAAGGGAGCUCCUCAAUAUGAGGCAGUUGGCAAAGUCAAGGGCCCUGAGCAUGAAGCACUCUCCUUUCACGAAGCAAUGACCAUGCUCAAAACGGGCGUUGUUGCUGGUGAAAAGAGCUUUGAUGCCCUCUUGGAGGAUAUGGAAGAGCUCUCUCAUGAUAUUUAUUAUGGUCUCAAGAUUGCCGAGGAUCCCGAAGUAGUCAAGUCGCUCUUCUGUCUCAUGGCUGACCAAAGCGCAGCAUCCAUUGACGGUGCCUUGCCCCGAGACCAACAGGCUGCUUCCAUCUUGUCUGGCAGCUUGCAAAACAACCCCUCGUCCUUGGCUGAAGUCGUCAAGAAUUGGAAGGACAUUAUGCAGCACUCAUGCCCCAAGGACAAGACCCUACUGCGCGAUUGCCUCUACUCCAGCUUGACACCAGGCGACAUCAGUGACAAGGCCAAGUCGACAGCCUCCGCAGCCAAGCUCAAGGCCAAGGUUGCCGCAAUUAAUGGCCUUAUCAAGGAUGCUUCGAUUCGCAAGGAAUUUCUUGAGAGCGGCGGAAUGCGCCAGCUUCAGCAAAUCCUUUUGCCCGAAGGCAAGGAGUGGGCAGGUGCCCAGCGCAAGGUUGGCCAGCUUGCACUUGAUAACUUCCUAGACGAGGACAUGGGCGCUACUCUUGGCGAGUGGCCUCGCCGUGGUAAGCUGGAUGACAAGUCUUGCGCCAGCUCUGCGUUCCGCGUGGAAGAGGGAUGCUGGGACUACCACGUUGCCCGCAUCACGAAGGCCAACAAAGGCGAUAAGAGCCAUUGGAGCCGCGACCUGACGAAUAAGCUUGGCGCUAUCCGCAAGAAGGGUGGCCCAGCCAGCAGAAUACACCAGGAACUAUAA
This is a messenger RNA of [Torrubiella] hemipterigena, 1248 nucleotides long. Lineage: Eukaryota; Fungi; Ascomycota; Sordariomycetes; Hypocreales; Clavicipitaceae. The record is from the annotation of a GenBank genome assembly.